AUGGACUCGUUGGGGUACUACAGUGGCAUUCCUGGUGCUCUCUUCUUCUGGGACGGCAUCCAGUGGCAACGAUAUGAGGAUUUCUCCUUCGCUGACAGAGCUGCCGUUGACGGAUGCAUCUACUGGAGAGACUCGCGGGGGCUGUACUGGUGUAGAGACGUGAAGGGUUCCUAUGGUCCAGCGAAGCAGCAGUACCACAGUGAAGAUGGGAGGCUGUGGUUCGGGGACGGAGAUGCAUGGGUGGAAAUGUCUGCGAGCGCUUCGAAAGUGAUGAAAGCGACGAAGAAACCGCAGGAUGGCAAGGAGCAGCGACGUGGCGCGAAAGGGAACGGCAAGGGAGGUGCUAAGUCUCAAAAGGGCAGACAAGCUUUUGUUCCUUUUGAGCAGGACAUGCUGGCAGCAAUUGAUCAGGACAAUGAGGUUCCGCGCGAAAUUCUGAUCAAGCUCUUCGGCAAGGAUGGCACCCAGGUGAUUGAGACACAGAACGCUCAUUUGAAUGCGAUGUUCGACUUGGAUUGCAGUCAAAGGAAGCCCGUGCUCUGGCCGGAACUUCCUCUCAGGUUGUGA
Molecule: messenger RNA, 567 nt
Organism: Guillardia theta CCMP2712
Lineage: Eukaryota; Cryptophyceae; Pyrenomonadales; Geminigeraceae
Exons: 1
Coding region: 1-567 (188 amino acids)
Source: RefSeq, a predicted model, not a curated record